CAUAAAUUGUUUGUAUUUGGAUUUUAAACCAAUAUCAACAGUCAGUUUAAAGGCCAUGGACCCCAAAAUACCAUACGAUGACUACCAACUACCCGUGGUUUUCCUCCCUUCUUACGAAAAUCCACCAGCAUGGAUCCCUCCACAAGAGCGCGUCCAACACCCCGACUAUAACAAUGAACUUACACAGUUUCUUCCUCGCACCAUCGUCUUGAAAAAACCUCCUGGAGCGCAGCUUGGCUUCAAUAUUCGUGGAGGCAAAGCUUCACAACUUGGCAUCUUCAUUUCUAAGGUAGUCCCAGAUUCUGAUGCACACCGGGCUGGACUUCAGGAGGGAGACCAAGUGUUAUCUGUAAAUGAUGUUGAUUUCCAGGACAUCGAACACUCCAGGGCUGUUGAGAUUCUGAAGACGGCUAGAGAGAUUUUGAUGAGAGUGCGCUUCUUUCCCUACAAUUACCAGAGACAGAAGGAGAGGACUGUCCACUAGGUGGCAGAGGAGUGCUGCAUAUCCAAAUGAUGCAGUCAAAUAGGUGGAGCUGUUAUGGAGAGAAUCACGUCAUUUCUGCCCUCCCAUGGACUACACUCUCCCUCUUUACGCAUGGCUGGUAGGACUUAAACAUACUGAUCCUGGCUUCAUGAUGAGAUACCAUGCACACACUUCUCCCAAACACACAUCACCCAAGUCAACCCUAUCCUCCCCAGCAGAGAUGUACUGUUUGAUGAGAUUUUCAAUUGCGUGGAGAGGCUGAGUAGGUGUCAAAGAGGUUUGGUACAUUGUAAAACAUCAGGAAAAUAUUACUGAAUCAUGCCUCAACACUAAUGAUAGUUCUGUAGUAAUUAUUUAUGUAAAAAUAUCCUAACAAGAACUUGCCUUGUACAGUGCAUGGAAGCAGUAAGCAAUGGCAAAGCAUGCGGCUUUCCCCAUUGUCAUCUUUAGAUCAGCCAGUGUAGCUGAUUCAUUUAACAAGCAGAAAUUGAAAUAACAGAAACUUUUUACUGCAUGCAUUGUAAUGAUUUUUUUCUUUUUCGAAAGUGCUUUUAAUGUGACUAACCUUUGUAUUGGUGCUAAACAUUUGGAUAAUGUUCAGUUUUGUAACUGUAAAGUGGCACAUUUUAGAAUGACAUAACAUUUUUGAUAAGUACCAUUUUAGCCAUUAUACAUUUAUUAUGAGGCUAUUCAAAGUGCUGCAGCAAGUUCCAUUCAAAUCUGAGGUCUGUUAAAUGACCGCUGCAAAGUACUGUAUAUUGACCACUGUCAAUGGCAUCGGGGGUUUUGCUUCUGAUUCACGUCUUUCAUAUCAUUCCACAAGUUGUACUCUUUGUUGGUUCGGUUAUAGCCAUGGAACUUUGAAAGUGAAAGCAAUGAUCCUUAAGAACCCUUUUUCAACCGUCUCUGUUUGUGUAAUAAAGACCCAUUGUGUGA
Molecule: messenger RNA, 1420 nt
Organism: Sardina pilchardus (European sardine)
Lineage: Eukaryota; Metazoa; Chordata; Actinopteri; Clupeiformes; Clupeidae
Gene: pdzd11
Product: PDZ domain containing 11
Exons: 6
Coding region: 56-484 (142 amino acids)
Biological process (GO): maintenance of epithelial cell apical/basal polarity; neurotransmitter secretion; protein localization to basolateral plasma membrane
Cellular component (GO): synapse; basolateral plasma membrane; cell-cell junction
Molecular function (GO): protein binding
Source: RefSeq, a predicted model, not a curated record